GGAGAGAGGAAGGAGGAAGAGGUAAAGAAUGGACGAGUCAAGUCUGGAGCCAAGCUGGCUGCACGAGAAGGGGCUCGACAUCGCGUUUACAAACGGCCACUCUUUGGUGGGGACGCGGUUAAGCUUAUAAGGCGGCAGAACACAGUUGCCGGGACCAAUAGUUGCAAAACGUUGAUUGUGUCGCGUGCAACAAAAAUACUUCUGUCCGCGAUCAGUUUCGCAACAAAUCAGCUACGUCUCGAAACGAGCCGAACCGAACUGACGGAUAUUAAUCUUCCGGGAUCGACGUUCCUGAUCUUAGGGCUAGUGAUUCGAAUACGGUGGUGAACAAUCGCAUUGUAACGUUCGCGUUACAACCACGAAAGGAACCUGUUGAUUCUUCGCCCGUUUCACGGACCAUCACCUUCGAUAUCUCCAAGGAAGAAGAAUUCAGGACAAAGAGCGCGGUUUAUCCAUCACAUGACAAAGAGGAUCAAGGGAAUGACGGGAAGGUCCAGCGCAAAACGGACGAGCCUGUGUCUGCUGGCACUGUUGUUCUGCCUCUCCGGCGACAAUCUCCUGUUGGUCGUUGGAGAGCCAGAACCGAUCCCCUCAGAGCUGUUGUAUAGCGAAAGCUUAAUCAACAACGCCGAGAAUCUCAUACUGUACAACAGGCUGAAGCAAGUGAUCAAGGAACAGAAAGACGUGGAAGAGAGGAAGAAGGAGUUGGACGAUAUGGAGGUGGUGAUCGAAACUGUGCUGGAAUCAAGGACGAAACCCAAGACGAGUAACGGCGAUUACAUCGAGGAACUUCCGACGCCCAACGCGAUUAUCAGUCCGCGCCCCGCGAAACGUACCUCGAUCAGCUAUAUGGCCCUGUGCCACUUCAAAAUCUGCAACAUGGGACGGAAGCGACAGCUACACAAUUAAAAAUAUAAAUGAAACGUAAUGGUUGGCGGACGACGACCACGUCAAGAGAAUGGUCGAGAGCCUCUUGCACGGUGCCGCACCCUUUCUGCCUCGAAAAAACGAUGCGAAACCCGCGUGCAAAAGACGUGAUACGGGAACGGAGGGCCACCGGGAAGAUAUUUCUCAGUGGGACGGAAUUGGUGCAACGUGUGAACAAAAUAAGGACGCGAGAUCAUUAUUUCCAAUUGGCCGAUAAAAACACACUUUGCAAACAGCCAUGGAUGUUCGAUCAACUCUUACUUGCAAAAUGGAAAAUCGCUUCGGAUGUUUCCGAAGACUUUCUUGGAAACCUUUACGGAUUACCUAGGAACCUUCCUUAGGGAGGCAUAGAAUGAAAAUUUCUCAACGACACCGUCUUUUUUGAAUAUCCUUUUUCGUCCAACAAACUCACGUUGUUGCCCUAACUACACUUAUCAUUUUCUUUCUUUUCUUAUUGCUUGUUUGCUCGAUCGAGAGACGAGAGGACUGUGACUCCGACUGGCUCGGAUCGAGUCCCGAUUACCGAAAGAAUUAUUGAUGAUGUGGCAAGCAACACGGUGAGGAACGAUAAUGCACACGCGUUUCGCUCGUUAGUAUUCUCUAGUAUAUACGUAAUUUCAUACGUUCGAGGACACUACAUUCCCACGUUUUAAUUUUCUUUAUCAAACUUCUUAAGACAACGGCCUAGGGAGAUGAAUGCCUAGGGCUUUAUCUUCGAAGUCUCGACAACGGAAGAGCACUAAUUUUAAUUAACGAUCCUAAACAUGCUCUGAAGAAAUAUAUAGAAUUUAUUUCAAACAAUUGCGUUGCAAUUUCAAACGCGUUGAAAAAAAAAAAAUUGUGGAAUUAUCUGGGAACGGAUAGACGAUGAAAAAAAUGAUCCAAGAAUUUAAUACGAAAAUUAUAUUACCUCACUCGUUAUCAAUGUGGUGGGUACACGGAUAAGAAGAUGAUUUAAACGUUUCAUUAUCUUUUUUCUUUUUUUUUUUUCUUUCUUUUUUGAUACGAUUUUUAUUGCACUCGUGGUUUUAUAUCUCUGAACGAUUGCACAAUUUUUUCUCGUUUCGAAAACACGCAGCGAAAGAAAAAGAGAAUGAAAAAUAUCGAUCUUAUUUCAGAGUGAAAUGUCCUCGACCAGCCAUCGAUCGAUAAUCGAAAUGGCGGAUAGGUAUUUAUACGUUAGCUUUAAGUGAGAAGGGUGCAAGGACCGAGGCUUCGAUAUUCUCGAGAUUGUCUACAAAAGAAAAAUAAUAAGAAGAAAACAUCGUGCAUACCGACGGUAAAAGUUCUAUUCGUUGAUUACGAUCUUCAAAUUUCUCUCUCUCUCUCUUUCUCGCUUUCUUUCUGGAUCGCAUGCAUCUCGACGAAUUAAACUAACUAUGUCUUGUCUAUUCUAAAAUGAACACUGCAGAAAAAGUACAAAAAUAAAUGAGGAUAAGGUUGAAAGAGAAACAGCAAAAAAGAACGUAUUCUUUUUUAUAACGAAAUAGUUUUCUUCGAAAGAGAUAUUUCUUUUCUCUUUGAUUCGACGUUAAUGAAGGAAUCUGUGCAUCAACGAUGACGUGAACGAAUUCAGACAGGGAAAGAGAGGCCGCCUGCACCCUUCGAUAAAUUAUUUAUAUUUGUUUCGUGAAAAGAAACGUAAUCCUUUUUUAUUUAUUUAACCCCUAUCCUAAAGACCGUUACUUUUUAUUAACGCAACCCCCCGCCCCUCGAUUAUGAGAACGCAUCAACAAUUGUAUUUUAUACACGACUAGACGUCGAUUAUUUUCUACGGACAUAUUAUUUUCACUAUUUAUAAUUUAAAUGUAUACUACGUGUAUCCACGUGAAAUCUUUCAUAAAUCAUAUCUCAACAGAAACGAUAUACCCCUCUGUUACUGUGUCACAUCUUUAGAUACGAUAUCGCUUUGAUUUCGAGUUAUAUCGAGUCGAAUCGAGAUGUUGACAUUGCAGUAUUGUGCAACUUCAAAACACGAAAGACAACAAACGUUGCAUCAUCGCGUAAUUCGUAAUGAUAAUGUAACGAAAACGAUAGCAACAAUAAAAAGAUUGUAAUCGUGUAUACUGUAUAUAUCUAAUUAUCUGUUGUUAUUAUUAUUUAGUUGGAAACGAUCGCAAUCCCUCGAAAUAAACUGUACGUGGAAA
This is a messenger RNA of Osmia lignaria (orchard mason bee), 3074 nucleotides long. RefSeq lists its product as uncharacterized. NCBI's taxonomy places the organism in Eukaryota, Metazoa, Arthropoda, Insecta, Hymenoptera, Megachilidae. The record is from RefSeq and is a predicted model, not a curated record.